Molecule: messenger RNA, 8975 nt
Organism: Bicyclus anynana (squinting bush brown)
Lineage: Eukaryota; Metazoa; Arthropoda; Insecta; Lepidoptera; Nymphalidae
Product: C2 domain-containing protein 5
Exons: 23
Coding region: 360-5969 (1869 amino acids)
Biological process (GO): positive regulation of D-glucose transmembrane transport; intracellular protein transmembrane transport; positive regulation of vesicle fusion
Cellular component (GO): plasma membrane
Molecular function (GO): calcium ion binding; calcium-dependent phospholipid binding
Source: RefSeq, a predicted model, not a curated record
UGUAAAUGUAAAUGUCGUUUGCCAUUGCAUUUCAGAAAUAUUUUUAAAAUCUUCAAUUCUAUAAAUAAACAUUGCUGAAAUUUACGUAGGUACACCUAGUUUUCUUUCUAGCAAAGGUGAUAUGAUUGUGACUUGUGUAAAAUCCAAUACGCACGUAAAUGAGCAGCGUUCUAAAACAAACGAUAUCCUAUCGUGGGUCCUACAAUUUAACCUUUAGAUUUAGAAGUUUUAAAUAGCAAAACAUGAAACAGUAUCGUAUUCCCGGUUUAAGGUGUCAUUAUAAAAACAAGUAACAAUUGAUAGAUACAACGCUGACAAAUAUUUAUCUCGUUAGUGUUCUAAGGUGUUAAUAAACAAAAAUGCCUGGAAAAAUAAAGGUUAAGGUAUUAGCUGGGCGUAAUUUGCCCGUAAUGGACAGAGCAAGUGAUACUACGGACGCUUUUGUUGAGAUAAAAUUCGGUGGUGUCACACACAAGACAGAUGUGUGCCGGAAGUCGUUGAACCCCCAAUGGAACAGCACUGAGUGGUACAGAUUUGAGGUUGACGAAUCGGAGCUGCAAGAUGAACCCUUGCAGUUGCGGCUCAUGGACCACGACACGUACUCAGCGAAUGACGCGAUCGGCAAGGUGGUCAUCAGCCUCGCGCCGCUGCUGGCCCGGGAGGCGAACAAUACGGCCGGCCCUCCUGGAGGCGCGGUGAUGUCGGGCUGGAUCCCCGUGUUCGACACGAUGCACGGCAUCCGCGGCGAGCUCAACGUCAUCGUGAAGGUGGAGCUGUUCUCUGACUUCAACAAGUACAAGACCUCCAGCUGCGGAGUGCAGUUCUUUCACUGUCCAAUGAUUCCCCCCGGGUACAGAGCGACGGCCAUUCACGGCUUCGUCGAGGAGCUGAUAGUGAACGACGACCCCGAGUACCAGUGGAUAGACAAGAUCAGGACUCCGCGCGCCUCCAACGAGGCAAGGCAGGUCGCCUUCAUUAACCUUAGCAACCAGGUCCAACGCUUAGUGGGUCUUAAGGCGGCCGAGCUAGGAGCCAACGCCGUGGUCGGCUACCAACAGGACUUCGACUUGGAGGGCGAAGCGGGUGUAGUUGCGCGCGCCAUAGGUACCGCAGUCAGCAUCACUCCGCUACCUACGCCAAGCGUGCCUUUAAAUAUUACUUGCACGCAACAACAAUUAAAAAAAUGCUUGGACAUUUUGGCGACAGACGAGGAGAGUGUCACGGAUUUGCAUGAAUAUUAUCUGUCUCAUCCGGAGGAGUUGAUGAAAAUCGUUGGCAUUUUAAAUCCUCAAGCUCCUUUGCUCUUGGAUGACCCAGAUACUUUUGAUGAAGAUGAGAAAAGCCUCGAAGGUCAAACGAAACCUACAACUCCUUCAAAGAGUUACACCGGAGAUCUGUCUAUAUACCAGGACAAUUACGUUGCAACAAGAAGCCUGAGACAUCUUUCCGAAGACCAAAUAGACCUCGACAAAUUACUAAACAGACCCGAACCACCAGAGUCAAUUAAUCCUUUAAAAACAAUCAGGAAGAUAAAAGAGAAUUUAUUUUCCAAAAAGUUUAAUAAACGUUCGUCUAAGUCUGACAUACAGGACGAUCAAAUAUCUAUUAAAUCUACUUCAUCCGACACAUCGCGGAUUUCUAUAUCAGAUAUCAAAAAGGAGAUUAAAAAGAUGAAGAAACUCAAAAUGCCAAAGAUAAUAACAGAAAUCACAGAAGACGACGGUGUCGGUAUGGCGUCUAUACUCGCUCGUUCAGUAAUACAUGCUCAUACUAGCCUGGCUUGUAUCACAGAAAGUCAGGACUCUGAGAAUUCUCCUGGUUCUACUUUGAGAAGAACCAGUGAAUCUGAGCCGAAUGUGACGAUUUCUGAUGAUGAUAGAACUCGCCCACAGUCAGGUGCAGGAAAUGUGCCCGAACAUGACAGGAAAAGUAUACCAGAAAUACAUUGUGGUUCUUUGGAGAAUAUUAUGAGCAACGAAACCGUUCCAAGGGAAAGAAAGAUAUCCGAGUCUUGUCCAACAAGUCCAAUGGUUUCUAGAAAUGAAAAUUUUCUGAAAUUGCCAGGAGAUGAAGAUUUUUACGGUUCUGUUUCGUCUGCACUUUCGCAUGACAGUUCGGAAGUUUAUUCAUCUUCUGACGAGGACGACGAAAGUUAUGACAUGAAAAGCGAUCAAGAACAAAUGGACACUACAAGUUCUGUAAUUCAAUCUGUACUUGGCAAUGCAAACUUUAUGGAAAUGGAAAGAAAACGAGCGUCUAUGGAAAUGCCGAUACAUGAAGAUACGAAUUAUGAAAAAUCGAUUAAUCAAUACUUGAAAGAUUCUGAAAAUGAUAAUGACAAAACUUUUAUUUCCGGAAAAGACCAUAGAAAUGUUGAAAAACAAGAUGUCAAUGCUCAGUCCUUACUCACUGGAACCGCCUCAACGUGUGUACCAAUUAAGUCAAAUAAUUCUCAUUCAAUCAAACUUCAUAAUCCUUUUGCACAUAAAAAGGCAUCAAAAAGUAUAAGUGCACCGUCUUCUCCCGUAGAAAAGAAAAGUUUCAUAUAUCGCUCCUCGAAAAAAAUCAAACGACACCUUUCAAAAAUUUCGAAGAACAGCAUGAUAAAAAGUUUAUCGCACUAUUCUUUGUUACCUAAGAAAAAACACAUCGAUCCUAAAGCUGCUAUGAGCCAACCUGGAUCCGCUUCCGAUGUUACAUCUAAGGCUCCCAGUGACACGGUUUUAGGUUCCCCCUUCUUAUCCUAUACAGAUUUGCUUAGUUUAGAUAGAAAAGGUUUUACCUCCAUGAACCAUCUUCAUAAGAGCGAUGAGCACGUUAUGUCUAAGGCAUUUAUGUAUAUUGGAUCAGAACCAGUGUCAAGGUCAUCAUUAAGCGGUCCAUCUUUCAGUAGAGAUGACCAUUUUCACGAGCAAAAAUCCUUUAAGAGAGAACAUCCAAAAUUGAAACCUGAUGGCCUUGUUCAUACUGCAAUGGAGACUAUAUUAAUGGAUAAAGUAGAAUCUUUGUUGGUACCAACAAGCCCAGAUUCUAUUAUAAUUAGAGAUAAAGAUAGGAAAUUUUUUGAUGACGUCAAUGAAAAGUUAGAGAAAGUUCAGGGAACGGAAAUUGAAUCUAAAGGGUUAGUUCAUUCUGCCUUAGAAACAGUGUUAAUUGAUACCGUAGAAUCGUUAUUGUUGCCAACAACUCCUGAUCCUGUAAAAAGUGCUGAAAAGGGAUUUUUUGAUAACGUCAGUGAACAACUAGACAAAGAUAAAAUUUCAAAACCUAAAUGUAAUUCUAAAGCAGCACAAACUAAAUACAAAUUGGAAAGAGAAGUAAAAGAAUCAAAAGGUCUAAUACAUUCUGCUAUGGAAACAAUGUUAAUUGACAAAGUGCAAUCAAUCUUGAUGCCCACGACACCUGACGCUGCCAUAUCUAAAGAUAAAGAAUUUUUCAAAGACGCCAAAAAUACAAAAUCUGAGACCGAAGAUUUUGCAUUGGUAGAGAAUUCUGAGGCUGUUGUGAAUAAAACUGAAGCUAAGAAAUCAGAUGAAAUAAAAGAUAUAAAAACACAAAACACCGAACUACCUAAAGAUGUAAAAUUACAAACAGAGCACAAAUCCAAGGGCUCUGAUAAAUCUCACAAAGUAAACGAAAAGAAGGAGAAGAAACUAGUACGCCAGGAUAGUAUCCACACAGACGACACGGUUUCGCCAAAUAUGUCCAAGGAGUUAGAUCCAAAUGCAAUCGCUCCAUGCAAAUUAACCCAUGCGCCAAUGUUGCAACAUUUCCAUCCCAUACUUAGUGGUUCACCCUUAGAGACCAUUCCAUCGCUGCCGGAAAGUGUAGAUAGAACUCAGAGCAUAGAUGUUGAUGGGGUUGAUACUAACAGUGUAGUAAGAAGUGAGGGCGUAGAUGUUGACGUUGAUGGAGUUGAUACUAACAGUGUUAGCGUGUGUAACUCGCAUGCAGCGUGCGGUGUUGACAGGAGCGAGCGAGAGCGGGAUAGGGAGCGGGACAGGUGCGACAAGGACAAAGGGUCGCCGAGGCACGCGAGGCACGAGUCGUAUGGUGGGAAGGAGCCAGUGGGGAGCGUCACGGUGCAGAACGCUUCGUUGAAUUCGUCGUCUACUCCGUUGGGUAUACAUAGAAGAUCUUCGGAUUCAGAUCUCAGUGUUACCCCUAAAGGCAGCUCUCUAAAUGCGUCAGGAGGUGUAAUAGGCAGCGGUGGUGGAGCCAUACUGAGGCCUUCGAUGAACAGCAAUAACCUUGAAAUGUUGGAGUACCCCUUUUUGACCAUGACGGAGUACCCACCGGGGUUCAUUGUUCAUAUUGGUGGCACAGUGUGCGCGCGCUCGGUGAAGCUGGUGGACGCGGGCGGCGAGAGCGCGGCGCGCGCGGCGUGGUGGGCGGAGCUGCGCACGGAGCUGCGGGCGCACGCGCGCGCGCUGCGUUGCACCGCCGUGCUGGCCUACAGCGAGCGCGCUGCCGUGCGUGAGGACGUUUGCGUGCUGUCAGCGUCGGGCACGGCGGCUGUCAUCAACCUGGACUGCGACUUCACGCUCGACGAGCCUGCUGCGCUUCGAACUGACUCCAAAAACGCCCUGGACGAGUGUGAAGCGGAGCCGUGCUCUGUGGCGCAUGUGCCUUACUCGCCCGGAGCGGGCCCGUACCGCGCGGAGUUAGCUACAUGCGGUGGAUGCAGACGAGCCCGCGUGCCGUCGGUGCUGCUAGCGACGUGCGCCAAACCAAACAGACUGACUUCGUAUGCCAAAGCAGUCACGCUCACUGCCGUUGCGGCGCGCUGCCGGCGGGCGGUGGGCGCGGAGGCGGGCGCGCGCGACCUGUCCGACCAGCUGCCCUUCCUCGAGUACGAGCUGCACAAGCUGCUGUUGGCCAAGCUGAGGAUGCAGGGCGCGAACGCAAUAUUCUCGCUGGAGACGCAGAUCGCGAUCGGCGAGCGGUGCGUCAUGGCGCUGGCGAGCGGCACGGCGGUGCGGCUCGGCGCGCUGCCGCCGCCUGCGCCGCCCAGGAUCAAGGCGUCAGAGAAUGACAAGAACGCGAUAGAGAUACAGAAGGCUCUGUGGGACACGUUCACAGCUAACAAGGCAGCUAAUGGUUAUGACAUGGGGUCCCAGGAGCACAGCACAAACGGCGCGCUGCCCGAGGCGGAGGGCGACGAGGCGCCCGCGCUGGACCUGUGCGCGGACAAGGACGCGUGCGUGCUGGAGUUGGACGAGGCGGAGGAUGUGGAGACGGCGAAGGCGCUGGCCGUGCGACGCAACCACAUGCAAGUGUUCACGAGCGCGCUGCGACCCGCGCGCGCCGCCCCGCCGCAUGCCUUCAUGCAGGUGUGGCGAGCACGUCUAGGAUCCCAAGGGUCUGGAGCAGAGAGGCUGGUGGCGAGCGCGCUGACCGGCGCUGCGUACAAGUUGAGGAGGUUGCAACCAGCGGCCCUCGCGGCGCCCUCCUUCCACUUGGAACUGCCUGAGGAUGAAAUACAACUAGUAGUAUCAGGUACGGCGAUCCCUCUACAUGACCCUUCUAAAGUGGAACACGUCAAUGGAGCUGAAAAAGAAGCUACUGUAGAUGGUGAUGAUGACAUCUUCGCUCUCGAUGAGGAGCAGCUCGUGAAGGCCCCCCCAGAAGUUGUGGAGGAGAAGAACAGUGGCCCGGCCGCCAGUCGCGUUUCCCUGACGACGCUGAGUACGGUGGAGGGCACGAAAGUGGCGCGGCGCGUGUGCUCCUUGCGCCUGCUGUUUGUGAGGGAGACCACCGCGGUGAGGGAGCUGGGAGGACUCAGCGGGUUCCUCCACACUUUCACUUGUGAGGUGUUGGCGAUAGUGCGCGCGUACACGGCGGCGCUGGGCGGCAACGCGCUCACGUCUCUGUACCUCGUGCACCUGCUGCUGCACCACAACGGACACAAGAACCAGGGCCAGUGUCUUCUAUCUGUAGGCGGCGACGUGGUUCACAUUACGUACUAAAUUAUUUUAUCAUAUUGACUGUAUAAAAAUAUGUUUGUAUAGAUAAAUCGUAUAACCGAGUCCUCGUAUGCGUAGUACAAGCGGGGAAUGGUGACAGAGGAGCAAACGGUGGCGUGCAUAAAGUUUUUAACUAGGGUAGGCGCUAUACGUACUGAUUAUCUAAACUAAUAUUAUAAAGAGGUAAAAUUUGAUUGUAUUGUUUGUUUGUUUGCAUUGAAUAGGCUCUGAAACUACUGUAACGAUUAUUCUAUCUCCGAAUGCUAUAGGCUAUAUUUUAUCCCCAUAUUCCUACAGGAACGGGAACCUAUGUCUGCUAGUACACAAGACAAUGGAAGCCUCAAUAUCAUGUAACUUGUGACUUAGUAAUUUUUGAGACGAUCGAUAGACUAAUGUCGACCAAUAGCGACCAUUACAAUGUCUUGCUACUUCCUGUGUAAUGGCAGAAGCUGAUCCAAUGGCCUCUAAGUUAUUAUUGAAGAAUUAAACAAAUGUGUAGUAACCUCGACUUGGUAAAUGUUUUAAACAUUUAUGCAUUGGCAGAUCCAUAACUGACCUAAGGGUCUUUUUAUAGAAUAGUACACCUAACCCUACGAAAUAUUUUUUACUCUUUGGAGACGAUAGGGGGUGGGAGGUUUCAAAAAUAUCUCCGCGUUGAAAAGAAAGUGAUAUUUUAACUCUGCUGCUAUUGGUCGACAAUAUCUCUUUUUCUCUCCACGACACAUGUCGUUGAUGCAAGCUAAGCCUACUGGUUGUUUACGUAUUUUACCUCGCCCCGUUAAACGUACCUACUAUACAGGGUGUCCCGUAAUUAAUGGUUAAAACGUAAAUGGUACAAUGGUAAAAAAAUACGGCAUCUAAAACUAAUAUGAAUAAUAAUGUUCUGAAAAUCCCUAGAGUGACCAAGUUAUAUUUGUUUUUUGGGUUCUUCAAAAAUUUCUAUCUUGAGUCAGUUUUUUCAAUGCUGUAAGCUGCUAGAAUUAAGAUUUUAAAGGUCUGAGUUUGUUGAAUAUUACGGAUUAAAUUACCAAUGUACUUUAAUACAAUUUUUGUAAAUAAUGUUUUAUUUAUUGAUUAUGAAACACGGCUAAAACUCACGUGAUAUUACGUCGGAGUAUGCCCGACUAGUUUCGAACCCAUACGGGGCCCUUAGUCAUGAGCUGGUUCUUGCAUCGCGGCACGAUCCAAACUGAUACUCCGACGUAAUAUCACGUGAGUUUUAGCCGUGUUUCAUAAUCAAUUAAUAUGAAUAACACUCACGAUAGUUUAAAUUCUAAAAUGUUUUAUUUGUUUGCCUUUUUGUUGUUAUUACAUUGUUACUGGCAUCCUUUUAACUACAAAAAGUAGACACAAGUUUUAUACCAAUUUAUAAACUUCGAUAAGUGUAUAAGUUUUUAACAUAAUGGUACAUUUCAGCUCCAUACAUCUUUUUACUGGACUUUUUUUUUAAUCGGGUCGUCUUAAUGAAAGAUAAAUAAUUAUUGCAUUCAAAACUUCAUGUACAAAACAAAUAAAACAUUAUUUACAAAAAUUGUAUUAAAGUGCAUUGGUAAUUUAAUCCGUAAUGGUCAAAAAAACCAAAUCUUUAAAAUCUUAACUUCAGCGGUAUUGAAAAAACUGAUUCAAGACAGAAAAUAUUGAAAAAUCCGAAUAAAAAAUAUAACUUGGUCACCCUAGGGAUUUUUGAAAAAGUAGUCAAAUUAGUUUUAGAUAAUUAGGUGGUAUAUCCACCAUUUGCGUUUUAUCCAUUAAUUACGGGACAUCCUGUAUAAUAUAUACUAUUUAUUACAUACUUAUAAUAUGAAUACUUAAAACUGCCUAUGGAGUUCUAAGUCAAAUUGUAUUAUUUUUAUGACAAAUAUCUGUAAUGAUUUAUUUGUACUUAUGUACAUUAUUUAUAAUGUAAGUGUCGAUUUUGAUGAUGUUUAUAUAAUUAUUAUAAUUUAUAAAGACAUGACAAAUGCCUCUACUGGGCAAUAUUUUCGUGUUAAGACUAAAUAUAAGUAGGAAUUGAUUUUCAAAUGCUUUUUCUAUUUGUAUACUUAAUUUAGUAUUGAUUUUACUAUAGUAGUUUUUUUGAACACACUUUUUGCCUAUUUCUUGCCUUUAUAGUUCAUUUCGUUGCAUGUUAUUAUAAUUUAAAUUAACACAUCUAAUGUGGUCGACAUAGUUGUGACGAUAUUAAAGUACUGCGGAUGCUAUAUUCGUCAUUAUAUUCGUUAAUGAUACUCCCAUGGUAUGCGGGCGACGGGCGGGAAGGACUGCGUGGGUGUGAAAUCGUGCGCGCGGGGCAGAAGCUGGUAGUGAGGUGCAGUCAUGGGCAGUCAUUGUCGACGACAACUCAAAUUCCCCAGGAUUCCAUAGUCAGAUCCUGGUUUUCUUGUCAUGAUACCACCCUCAAAAUAUCACCUUUUCAACAAAAAUUAAUUAUUAGAAUCAAACAUACGCGUCGAAUUGCGAACCUCCUUUUUUGUCGGUUUUUUACCCGACUGCAAGAAGGGUUAUGUUUUUCGCGCGUAUCUUGUAUGUAUUGUAUGUUUGUAUGUAUGUAAUAUUCUUUAUGACCUCAUAUCUUCCAAACCACUGAACGGAUUUACGUAAUUAGGAUAUCGUUAGAUUUGUCUCAAUAACCCAAGUGUUCUUAGAUAUGUGAAACUAAAAAAAAAUAACAAGACGACUGUUUUCUAAUUGCUUUCUACACUUCUGGACUGACCUUGUUUUUUUUUUCUUUUCAGUUCUUUUAUUUGUUUAAUUUAUUUAUUUAUUUUAAAUGUGAAAAUUCUUACACACAACGAGAUUGUUUGAAAUGUGUUAAUUUAGAUUAUGAUAAUUGUGUGUGCAACGAAUAUUUAGUGCGCGUGCCACGAGCUUUGGCGUUUAUAUAUUAUUUAUUAUGUAUUUUUGAAACGUUUAUCUCUGGUUAAUUAAAUGGAUUUUUGAUGAUAUAUAUCAAAAUUCAACUGAUUGACUAUUUCUAACGUACUGUUAAUAUAGCUUGAUUUUUUUAAA